AAAUCUAUAAGAAUUCAAGAAUCUUGUUAAACCUUGAAAUCAUGUAAUAACGAAAAUCUGCAGAACUAACUCCAACUGAUCUCUCAUCGGAUCUCUCCUCCGCCUCUCACGGCGGAGCCUCCUCUCGACUUGCCGCAGAACCUUCUCGCCGACGAGAUAUUGUUGAGAAGGUGAAGUUUACGAUGGCUGAAGCUUUUGGUUGUGAAAUUUGCGGCAGGUUUGUUGUUUCAGGAGGCUGAAGCAGAACUGGUUUGAUAUUAUUAUUGCCGUUCUGGCCGUUCUCUCGGCACGGAGCAGCAAAACCAAGAAAACCGCGUCAGGCCGUGCCGUUCCUUCACAGAUGGGUGUCUCGGCUGAAACGACCGUGAUAAUGGGAUUAGAUUAGGAACGACACUGCUCUAAGUGGCCGCUCCGGUUGCGUCUGCUGUAAAUGAUAUCACCCUUAAAUUUUUAAGGAUAGCAAGCUCUCGUUCCCUUUUUGGGGAUGGCCAUGCUGUGCUGCUAUCCGAGAUUGAUAUCAUAGGCGACAUCUCCGAUGUAGCGGUUUGGUUGAGCGACAUCCUGUUUUUACCGAGUUUCCAGUUUGUAUGUAAGAACCUUUGGAGUUUCAGUUUGUAGAGAUCACUAUGAUUGUUCAUGCAAAAGUGCCGGCAUCUGAGUUUCGGAUUUUGUAGAGUUGGCUAUGGUUGUUCAUGCAAAAGACUCUUCUCAAGUGCCAGCAUCUGAGUUUGGCGUUUGCUUGAGAGAUAAACACUCUGCAUCCGAGUUUUCCCCUUUUCGUUUUUCUUAGAUGUAUCCUGAUUUGGAUACAUGUUUACAUGACGAGAUGGCGGCUGCAACCUUCAAAGGACCUCCUAGCGAAUGUUCGGGGAAUAAGAAAAUGGAAAGAAAGCCUUCGGGUAGAAGACGUGUAUUUGUUCAGACAGAAACCGGGUGUGUUCUUGGCAUGGAAUUAGAAAGGAGUGACAAUGCGCACACUGUGAAGAGGAAAUUACAGGUAGCAUUCAAUGUUCCGACUGAGGAAAGUUCACUUAUAUGUGGCGACACAGUCUUGAAAAAUGAUCUAAGUGUAGUUAGAAAUGAUUCUCCACUUCUUCUCACCAGGAACUUUUUACAUAGGAGUUCAUCUACCCCGUGCCUUUCACCGACCGGUAGGGAUCUUCAACUUAGGGAUCAGAGUGGACCAAUUGAGAUUAUAGGUCGGUCGGAUAUGUUAUCUGGAACUAAAGAACUGGUUAAGGAUAUCACGAUGGCAAUAAAAGGCGGUGUCGAACCAAUCCGUAUUCAGAGUGGAUUAGGAGGUGCAUAUUAUUUUAGAAACAUUUAUGGUGAAAACGUCGCAAUUGUGAAACCAACUGAUGAGGAACCUUAUGCACCAAACAAUCCGAAAGGUUUUGUCGGUAAAGCUCUCGGACAACCGGGUUUGAAAAGGUCGGUGAGGGUUGGGGAGACGGGAUUCAGAGAAGUUGCAGCUUACCUUCUUGAUCAUGAUCAUUUUGCGAACGUGCCUUCUACUGCACUUGUCAAGGUUACACACACUAUUUUUAAUGUUAACGACAGGGUCAAUGGUAAUAUGCUUCUUAACAAGAAGCAAAUAAGCAAAAUUGCGUCACUCCAACAUUACAUGCCUCACGAUUUUGAUGCAAGUGAUCAUGGAACUUCUAGUUUUCCUGUUGCUUCUGUUCAUAGGAUCGGAAUUUUAGAUGUACGCAUCUUAAAUACAGACAGACACGCAGGAAAUCUUCUUGUCAAGAAGCUUGAUGGGCUUGGAAGGUUUGAUCAGGUCGAGCUUUUUCCUAUCGAUCAUGGUCUUUGUCUACCUGAAAAUUUGGAAGAUCCUUAUUUUGAAUGGAUCCAUUGGCCUCAAGCUUCAAUCCCUUUCUCCGAUGAUGAGCUGAAGUACAUAUUUCAACUAGACCCAUUCCGGGAGUCAGAAAUGCUUAGAAUGGAGCUUCCAAUGAUUCGAGAAGCAUGCUUGCGGGUUUUGGUCCUUUGUACUUUGUUCCUCAAAGAAGCAGCAGCCUUCGGUCUUUGUCUAGCUGAGAUCGGCGAUAUGAUGAGUAGGGAAUUUCACUGUCACGAUGAAGAACCUAGCGAGCUUGAGCUAAUAUGUAUUGAGGCAAAGAAGCUAUUAGAUCAUGAAGAUUUAUCAUCUUUUGAAACACAAGUAGGAGACAAAGAUGCGACCCCUUUUCAGUUAGAUUGCGAGGAUCCGGAAUCUGAUAAAGUCUUAAAUAUAGAAGAGAAGCCAAGAGUGUUAUUACCAUCUCAAUUACAAAUGAAAAACGGAAACUGUAGAAUUGAACUUUCUAAACUAGAAGAGAGUGUAACGGAGGAGGAGGAAGAAGGCGAUGAAUAUACUAAUAUUUCAAAGCUAUCCGUGUUGGUGAAAAACGCAGCAAUCAAUGAAAAAAGAAGUGGCUCUUCGGUUGCGAGUUCUUCUGGAGAUAAUAGUGUGAAUGAGUUGGUUACACAUUCAUGUUUUGUGAAGCUGACAGAUAUGGAUGAAGAGAAGUGGAACCAGUUUCUUGAGAAUUUUCAAAGGUUAUUAAUCCCAGCUUUUGUUAACUGUAAAGAAAAGAAAAUGAAGAGGCAGAGACAGAGACUUGGAGCCUCAUGCAAAUUUUAGAAGCAUUACUAAAAAUGAAACAUGGUUUGAAACAAUGUUGUAAGGCUUGUGCAAUGUAUCACACACUAUACAUAUAGUUGGUAAAUGAAAUUGUCUAGUAGUGAGUGAGCUCUGACAUGAUACCGGCAUUACACGUCGAUAUUAUUACGUCAGUGUCCGACAUGGACACAGGCAUCGGUGUUUUCAGAGUUGUGAACCUUUUAUGUGAAAUAAGGUAAAAACAUAGACUCAUUAUCAUGGUGCUUUUGGCAUUGGAUGUCGUCCCUUAUAAGUAUAAUCCUUAUAAAACUGGUUUUCAAUCUCUUUUGCAGUA
Messenger RNA from Lathyrus oleraceus (garden pea), 2942 nucleotides. RefSeq names its product phosphatidylinositol 4-kinase gamma 7. The transcript is spliced from 5 exons. NCBI's taxonomy places the organism in Eukaryota, Viridiplantae, Streptophyta, Magnoliopsida, Fabales, Fabaceae. Bases 791 to 2629 code for a protein of 612 amino acids. The record is from RefSeq and is a predicted model, not a curated record.